AUGCCGCCCCUCUUCCCAGCACCGAACGUGAGGACCCCCGCCGUCUCCCCCUUCCUCCUAUCAUCGCCGUGCGCGCCCGCGGACCUGGCUUUCGCCGCUCGCCGCGGUCACCCGCGCCCUCCCCUCGUGCGCUCACGAUCCCCGUCGCCCGACCCGUGCUCCCAUGCAUCCCCGCGCCGCCCGCGCCCUCUCACGCUGCACAGUCGCCUGCCGCUCCGCCCCACACACUGCGUCGCGCGCACGCACAUCACCGCCCGGUCACCCCACUCCCCCACGACCCCCACUCUCUCCCUCGUCCCUCCCCCCCACUCGUCUAGAUCUGGCUCGAGGAGGAGCCCGAUUCCGCGCCGCCUCGCGCCCCCGCCACCUGCGCCCAUCCCCAGCGCCGCCCGACUCCGUCAACGCCAUCGCCUCCUCGCCCUCACGCCCGACUGCACCGCCCCCGCCUCUCCAUCACCGGCUCCACUGAGCCUCGCCGCGCCCCCCCCCCCAGACGCCGGCGCCCAUUCCUGGCGCUGCCCCGCCGCCGCUGCGGCUCACGGCCUCGACACGCCGGGCCUCAUCGCCGUCGUCUCCCCGCCUCGCCCCCGACACCCGCGGCGCCCUGAGGCCGACGUCGUCGCGCGGAGCCCCCCGUCGCCGGACUUCCUCGUCCCCGUCGCCGUCGUCUACCUCGUCCUCUCCCUCGCCGGACCACCUCGAGCCACGCCGCCCCUCUUCCCAGCACCGAACAUGAGGACCCCCGCCGUCUCCCCCUUCCUCCUAUCAUCGCCGCGCGCGCCCGCGGACCUGGCUGUCGCCGCUCGCCGCGGUCACCCGCGCCCUCCCCUCGUGCGCUCACGAUCCCCGUCGCCCGACCCGUGCUCCCAUGCAUCACCACGCCGCCCGCGCCCUCUCACGCUGCACAGUCGCCUGCCGCUCCGCCCCACGCACUGCGUCGCGCGCACGCACAUCACCGGUUGCGCCCGUCCGCCGUUUGCCCCGCGCCAACGGCCGUCCUAG
Messenger RNA from Aegilops tauschii subsp. strangulata, 1002 nucleotides. The record is from RefSeq and is a predicted model, not a curated record. NCBI's taxonomy places the organism in Eukaryota, Viridiplantae, Streptophyta, Magnoliopsida, Poales, Poaceae.